Messenger RNA from Echinostoma caproni, 2058 nucleotides. Lineage: Eukaryota; Metazoa; Platyhelminthes; Trematoda; Plagiorchiida; Echinostomatidae. The record is from the annotation of a GenBank genome assembly.
AUGAGCAAGUCGCGUGUGGAUCGCUAUUUCAUUCUAACUCUGGAUUCGGAAUGUGAAUACGUCAAGGUAUCUUGUUUUUGUACACCCACAUAUGGAAUGCGUCUGCUUCAGUUGGCUGGCUGGAAACAAAAUGUGGAUCUUCAGUUUCUCCAUGUCGCUCUUAAUAGUAUAAAGCCAUGUGGUUGUGUUUCCCUCGGCGAAGGUCUACAACGAGUAUUCAAAAUGUUGAAUCUGAAUCGGUUGCAACUUGGAUUAGAAAAUUAUGGCAUGUGUCAACCAGCAGUAGUCGUUGAUUUUAACCACGAAAAUGAGAGUUCCACAGAGAAAGGUGACGGCUGUUUGCCUUCGUACUCCCAAAAACAAUUAGUGUACGUCAAAAUAUUGGGCCGCGUUUGCUCAACGUGGCCCAUUCCUGAGUCAUACUGGCCAGAUGAUGAGAUACUAUCCUCCCAAUUGCCCUCCCGAUCCGCCCACCCCAAAGUGUAUAUUUCAUCUGUACAGUUCCCUGCACCCAACAUACCGGAAUAUUUCCCCCUGGAUCGAUAUGAGUUGGAACCAUCACCUCUGACGAGACGAUUAUGUACUAAAGAUCCCAAUAUGGUGUGGCAGUGUUAUUGUGUUGAUGCAAAUCGCGGACGUGGUGCACCUUUUGCUUACCUGAAGGCUACAGGGGAUUCGCAAACAGUCCACCUGCAUGUGUUGCCGUACAACUAUCCUAAUUUCGCAAAGCUUCUAAAAAUACGCUCCAAGACGGAUAAGUUGACCUCUCGCAGUUCUGUUUUGCCUUACUGUCGGGCUUCUGAUAUUCGGCGAGGAGAGCUUCGGAGGGUUUUGAAAAAAAUGCGUCAUACGUUAAACGAUGUUUUGAAUGGUGUUGGUCUCAACUCACGAAAUGAUUUCACUCAUCAACAGCCCGUAAACCAGAUGGGCGAUUAUAUCAACUACAAAGGGUGUCGCACUUCUGAAUCUCCGUUAAGAGAAGUAAAUCCUGCCCCCGAGCGCCUAGAUACAUUUGGGAACCCAUUCCGUAAAAAGAAUGCUGCCUAUUUCGUUGCCGAUGAGGUAUUUGUCGACGAAAUGGGUAUUUCACCUGGUGUUCCUGGUGGACCUAAUGUGUCACUGGUUCCCCCCAGUCGUCGAAAACAAACCCCGAAUCCCCAAGGUCCAGUCGUGAGAACAAAAGAUGGGUCGCAUAUUUUUCAUCGUUUAAACGAGCUAUCCGGUUCAUUGGGACAACGAUACGCCGCCGUCUCCUUCGUUAUGUCGGAAGCAUUGAGCAAGGCAUGUGUGGUCGGUCAUAUGGACACACCGGCCAGAGCGUUGUCAUUCUUCCAUCAGACGAGAGCAUUCUUCAAUCAAUUAAACGACCGAAGCUGCACUGAUGUGUUUCUACUUGGAGGCGUAAAUAGUGAAGGCAUUCAAGACUAUCGAAUACUAUUCGUGACAGUAGGCCAGUUGCUACAUGACCCGGAGAGAAACUUCGUGGUUAAACUGUUCUGUGUCGAGAAACUCAAUACUGUUUGGCUUUCGUGCCCUCGGGGUCCACGUCGCGGUGUGCUCCUCAACUAUCCCGCUUCGACUGGGUUGGUGUACAACUGGCGUACGCGAACCGCGACCCCGGCCACUAUUAACUGGAAAGCUCGUGGCCCCGUGCCUGCACUUCGUCUGGCUCGUUUACGAAGCCCAGAAUCUUUUAACUCGAUGGUGUCUGUUUUCGAUCAUUCAAACUGCUCUCUUUUUGUCAAACCUUUUGAAUCAUGCGUACCCUAUCCUGGCAACCCAGAAGAAUUGACGGAAGAGGUUAUGCGUGCCCAAUCUACUACUCCGGACCUGGAGCCACCUGCGUACUUCGAGGGUUGUCGAGCAGUCGCCCUGCUUACCACGCGCUAUCCUCGUGUGUCAUUUUGGUUCCCUAAUAAUCACCCGCUUUUAUUUUCUCCCCGUGGUCACAGUGAUACUGACACAGAUGGAGUGUACUGGAUACCUGUCGAUACAGCUUCUGCUUUUGCUCAUAAUCAUCCCUUGACCGCGGUCACCGAGUUGACAAACAAUGACUAA